Psylliodes chrysocephalus is the source of this 1347-nucleotide messenger RNA. The record is from the annotation of a GenBank genome assembly. Lineage: Eukaryota; Metazoa; Arthropoda; Insecta; Coleoptera; Chrysomelidae.
UCGGGAUGCCGAUUUUGUGCAAGUUUACUUAAAUAGACGUAGUAAAUAAAAACUUUGAAUGUGUGAAUUGUUACUGGAGUAUUAUAAGUUUGUACAGACAUGAAUUCUAGAGGAAAGCGUAUGGUUGAAAUGCUAAAACAAGGGAAAUCCGGAACAUCGGAAAGUAAUAUAGCUCCUUCUCAGUUUGGCAGUAGAGCAAGUAAACCAGUCGGAAAAGCAUCUUCGACUGAAUCAAGUCAAGCAAAUAAUUGUACAACCAAAAUUUUAGUCCCUCCUUCCUGUAGUAAACAGUUCUUAGAAAACAUUAUAACAACCACAAGUGAAAUAGAUUUGCCACAGAGAAUUACUAAAGAUUGCAGUUUUGACUUCGAAUUAGAGUCAUCGGAAAGUAACAUAGCUGCUCAGUUUAACAGAAGAGAAAGUAACAUAAUCGAGAAAGCAUCUGUGAGUGAAUCAUGUCAAGCAAAUAAUAAUUGUACAGAAAGUUUAGUUCUUCCUUCUUGUAGUAAACAGUUUUCAGAAAAUAUUAUAUCGAACACAAGUGGAAUAGAACUGCCUCAGAGAAGUACUGAUGAUUACACUGAUAGUGAAGAUGAUGAUGAUUCUGUGAAGGAUAAGACGUGGGAUCCAAAUCCAACAUCCAAAAAACAACAGAAUUUUGAUAGUUUUGAUUCCGACGAUCCAGAUGUCACACCAAUGCCUGAAGAGACUGUACAUGUCGAGAAUGAAUCUGUAACUUCAUCUAAUCAGAGCAAGGAAAAACAUAACCGAAAACGAUCACGUUGGUCGAAAUCUAACCCUUCAGAGUGGGACAAAAAUAUUGCAAAGCAGAGGCGCUAUGCUUGCUUGCCUUAUGCAACCAAAAAAGAAAUGCAAGAGGCUAAAUUUCCACGACCAGUCGACUGUAAAAAAUGUAGAUUUAAAUGUUUGAAAAACUUUAAUGAAAAUAAUAGGCAAGGAAUUUGUAAAAUGUUUUGGGGUUUAUUAAACUACCAACGUCAAAAAGACUUCAUCUUAAAGCAUGUAAAUUCGAGUGUGCCAUGUCGUCCUAGUGCAAAUGUUGCUCCCAACAAAAGACGAGCGUGCAGUCGUUCAUUUCACUUUGUUAGAAAUUGUAUUAAAAUACGUGUCUGCCAAAUUUUUUUCCAGAAAACCCUAUUCUUUAGCAAUGGACCGAUCAAUACAGCAUUUAAAGGGCAAACAGAUGGAACAUUCGUGGAAAACGAUAAGCGCGGGAAAAAAUAUCCACCUAAUAAAACAAAAGCUGACGAUGUAGAGAUUGUCAAGCAACACAUUCAAAUGUUUACGACCAUGCAGUACCUGGACUGCAAACUUUCAAUUAAUUGA